Molecule: messenger RNA, 621 nt
Organism: Chenopodium quinoa (quinoa)
Lineage: Eukaryota; Viridiplantae; Streptophyta; Magnoliopsida; Caryophyllales; Amaranthaceae
Exons: 2
Coding region: 1-621 (206 amino acids)
Source: RefSeq, a predicted model, not a curated record
AUGCCUAACUAUGCAAAAUUCCUCAAAGACAUUUUCAGAAAUAGGAGGACUUGUGAUGUUGUGGAGACGGUGAACUUCACCAAGAAUUGUAGUGCAAUCAUAAUGAACAAGAUUCCACCUAAGCUAAAAGAUCCCGGAAGAUUUUUCAUCACUUGUGCCAUUUACAAAAUGCAAAUCGACAAUACCUUAUGUGACCUAGGAGCUAGUGUUAGCCCUAUGCCAUAUUCGGUGGAGGAUUUCCAUUUAAGGGUUGGAAAAUUUGUUAUUCCAGUGGAUUUUGUGGUGCUUGAAAUGGACGAAGAUGCUAGCAUUCCUAUCAUUCUAGGGAGACCCUUCCUCGCUACUUCGGGUGCUAUGAUUAAUGUCAAGAGCGCGAAAAUUUCACAUAAAUUAGGAGAUAAGGUUAUAGAAUUUUACUUAAAUGAUAGUAUGAAGUAUCCAUGUUCUUAUAUGGAGAAUUGUAUGAUGAUUGACUCUCUUGAUUCGGUUGUGUCUUCCAUGUAUAAGAAAUUUCUCACCUCAAACGAUGCUCUUGAGAAUGUUUUGUUGAAUAAGGAAAAUAUAGGUUCUCCUAGCAAGGAGAUGAAUUUAUAUGCAGAUGUGCUCAAUGGAAGCCUUUAA